Molecule: messenger RNA, 3093 nt
Organism: Orbicella faveolata
Lineage: Eukaryota; Metazoa; Cnidaria; Anthozoa; Scleractinia; Merulinidae
Product: bombesin receptor subtype-3-like
Biological process (GO): G protein-coupled receptor signaling pathway
Cellular component (GO): plasma membrane
Molecular function (GO): G protein-coupled receptor activity
Source: RefSeq, a predicted model, not a curated record
UGCUCAGUGGCAAUUUAAAUAAAUAUUCACAGCAAAAUCAGGAAUCAUUUUCACAUAGUGUAAUUUGUAGUGUGAUGUUCCCGACGGGAUGACCGUGAUGACGACAAGGCCAAGGGAAAUUAUUGAAUUAAAUAGUUGCGCAAAAAUAACAGAAAUUUGUUGGAUUUUUUUUUUAUCAUUUUCUAACUAGUCGGAACGGGUUUCUGAUAUCCAGCAACCUCUUCAGAAAUGAAUACUUUGCGUUCCUUCAGAUUUGAUUUCGAUUUUUUCCUUUAAGUUUGUAUCAUGGCAUUGUCAUUGGUGAUUAAUUGCUGUACAAUUACGACACAAGCAAGAUAUAGCUUCAAUUAAUGUUGCAGGGGAAAGUUAUCCACAAGACAAAUAGGUGUGACAAACACUUAAACAAAACAACUUUAAAGAGAUCGUUGUAAGUCGGCUGUCAUCUUAGUUUGAGAGAUGAGAAGGGAAACAAUUUCGGUUUCCUUCCUGCCGGUGACGUUUCCUGGGGUAAUAUCGAUGGCAUUCUGGCUUAACGACCGCAAGCAGAAUUUGUUUUCGCUUUUUUUUUGUAGAAGCCUUAUUUUUAGCAUAAUUUGACAUUUGGCAAUAUCAAGAAAGAUUGGGGCAAUCAAGUGAUUUUCCACAGCACUCUGAUCGAGAACCUCUUAUUGUUGCCUAUAAGGAAUGCUCUUUUUUGGUUAACAAUUGAUAACAUCCACUCACACAUUUUAAACAGUAGUAAUUUACACACCUGUAUUACACCAUAACGUUUGUUCAUGCAUUGUGCAAACAGAAAAAUCGUCGACAACAUAACUGACAUUACGUCACUGAAGAUGGAGGAACUCGGCGCAAACCAAAACGACAACGUCACUGCAAGCAGUAGCAUGACACAGUUCUCUGCUACCAGGAUCAUCCAAAUCAUGCUGUAUUUUAUUCUAUCUUUCGUUGGAAUAGCAGCUAACAGCAUGAUUUUUCACACGCUGCUGAGCCGUAACAAUCCGAGGGUCGGUGAAUACCUCAUUCUCAACUUGGCACUCACGGACCUGGCCACGUGCGCUGUGAGUGUUCCAUUUGACUUGGCGGAACGUCUUGCAGGGGGAUUUCCAUUUGGGUCAAUCAUGUGUUACGUUGUGUAUCCCUUACAGACAGUCCUCAUGGCCGUAUCGGUCAUCACGCUGCUCUCCAUGAGUUUGGAACGCCGCCGUGUUGUAAUGGAACCGUUUGCACGCCCAAGAGUUCUUCCAAAGACGACCAAGAUCGCCAUCUUGGUCUCGUGGAUCGCCCCUAUCCUGGUCAUCAUCCCGUACGCACUUGUACUGAGACUUGAUGGGAAAAAUUGCCUGGAAAAAUGGUCGGAGUCUUGGCACGUCAAAGUUUUCACUCUUACCAAUUUUACCGUGUUCUUCGUCAUACCGAUUGCGGUGAUCACCACGUCUUAUAUCAUGGCUGGCAGAAAAGUGCGAAAGGAGCUUCAAAACCUCGACGACAUGUUAGAGGGAAAAGACAGAUCGCACAGGGAAUACCUCAAGAAGCGCACAGUGCAAAAGCUUAGAAUUACCAAGGUUUUUAUCACGGCUGUCGCGGCUUUUAUUGUUUGCAUGCUACCGACGCACUUAGUUUGGAUCUGGCACGAUUUUGCCCAAGGAGAUGAGAAAGCGUACUUCAAAGACAUCGUGAUCUUCAGUAACAUUUUAAUGUAUUUAAACAGUGCAUUGAAUCCGUUCAUCUUCAGGAGUGUGAGAGGGAAAUCUUUCACUCGGUUGAUAGCAUGCUGUUGUAAGAAGUUUACCAAGAACUCCGCCUCUACCGCGGGAUUAUUAUUUCUUCCUCAAGUUGAGCGAGAGAGGGCUAUCAGGGUCACCAAGUCUUUCUCCCGAACCUCUGAUGUCACAUUUCCGACAGCUGACGUCUGUUACGAAACGAGCGUCUAAAUAAAAUAAAUAAAUAAAUAAAUAUAUAAAUAAAUAAAUAAAUAAAUAAAUAAAUAACUUUAUUGUUUAAGAGAUAUUAUUAUUGUACAUGUGCCUUUUAUGAACUGCAACCCGUAACAAAAACUCUCAGGUGUAUCGUAAUUUUACAAAACGUGGCCUGAAUUAAUCUAGCUUGGGGCAGGCUCACCUUUGAGUCACACGCGCGAGUCCGCGAGCAAAGAAAUCCAACGAGGAGGGAUCUGGUGAAGAAGUUUAUUGAAUUAAUCUAGAUCAUUCUAAACUUCAUGUUAACGCAGCUCCUAAUUUCUGUUAAAAUAAUUAAUUAGAUAUAUUUACUUUUUCAUUUCGCACAUUGUUGUAUUUAAAAUAACGAGAGUGACGCUUUCAGUUUUGGACCUAAACUACUGAGGUAGAAAGCGACAUUCUUUGUGUAUCCGGGCAGUCUUAAGGUUCUCCAUUCAAAAGCACUAAGUGGAGCCAAAAGAUUAUGAUCCUGCUGGAGCAUGAUAGUACACAUGCCCUUAACAAAUACAGAGGUGACCCGGCUAAUCGAAGUGAAAACACGCAAAUUUGUGAGAACCACUGUCCCCCCACCCAAAAACCGUAUUCGAUCGUGUCAGUGAAGAAGAUCUAAUCAGCUGUGACUGAUAAUGAAUGAACCAAGGAAAAACGCAAGGCUGAUCAAACGGUUUACGAACCAUAUUACAUUAGUUCCAUUACUUCAAAAGGUAUGGCUUUUCUUCUUCUACAGAGUCCUACAAAGAAGAAAUGAAAGCCACUGCCUUUCAGUAUUAGAAUUGAUAUUAUAGUUUUCCUUUUUAUUCGCUAAAGAAAGCGCUUGUUUCCAUUAGACAUAAAACAGUAGGAAGGACCAAUGUAAGGGGCGCACCGCUUACAAGGUUCUUUAUCAUUGGCCAAACGAAACAAUAGAUACAGAACACAAACAAUUUCCCCAGCCCUUAGAACAAAAGAAGUGCAGAUAAACAAGAACGAAACAAAAUAGAGGUUCGCAAGAAAUGACUUCGCUCCAAGACAAAAUUAAAUCGCAUAAUUUCCAAUAUACUCCCUGGGAAAAUAAUUUACAUUUUGAGCAUUUUAUGAGUGUAAAUUUUAGACCGUAAAUACACCUAUAAAAUACGUAUUGUAAAAAUUAGUUAACCAA